UGACAUCUAGAUUGCGGUGGAGCUGGGAGCGACUGGGACGCUGAGAAAAGAAAGAGAAGUCAGAGCUAGAGCUCACGAUUUUUUAGUAUCUAACAAAAAAAAAAAAAAAAAAAAAAGGCGCAACAGAAAGGCGCAGCGAAUUCCGCACGGUUUGCAGUUUGGAUGCCUAAGCUUCAGCACGGACUUUUACUGCCUCUUUGGAAAUGUAGUUGCAGUCUUGAGGGAAUCUCAAGAAGACAUUUGUUCUCAGUAGUUGAUGAGAGAAGUGAAAGCCGUUGAGGCUCCGUUUCCUGUGUUUGCCAGCGCGCUGCAGCUGGGCUGAAGAAGCCCCGCAGGGCUGCCCGAGCUCCGGUCCUCCUUCCCCGCUUCAAACCACAGCCAGUCCGCUGCCAGUCCGCUGCCAAAGUCGGUGGAAGAAGAAAAAAAAAAUCAAAAUGUGCGACCUGAUGCCAGCCUCCCAGCCCGCGGAGAAAAUCGGCAAAAUGAAAAAGUUGAGGCGAACUUUGUCUGAGAGUUUCAGGAGUAUUGCUUUCAAGAAAGAGGACAGUGGCUUUGAUGAGAUAUGUGUCACAAAGAUGUCCACACGCAGCUGUCAGGGAACAGACUCGGUCAUCAAGCCCCUGGACACCAUCCCUGAGGACAAGAAGGUGAGAGUUCAGCGCACGCAGAGUGGCUUCGACCCGUUUGAGAAGCCGGCCAGCCAGGUGAAGAGAGUCCACUCUGAGAACAAUGCCUGCAUCAACGCCAAGAGCUCAUCUGCCGGCAAAGAGUCGCCCAAACUGCGCCGGCACUCCAGCCCUAGUUCUCCCACAAGCCCCAAAUUUGGAAAGGCAGAUUCCUAUGAAAAGCUGGAGAAACUGGGAGAAGGUUCAUAUGCUACAGUUUACAAGGGAAAGAGCAAGGUGAAUGGGAAACUAGUGGCUCUGAAGGUAAUUCGUCUGCAAGAGGAGGAAGGAACGCCCUUCACAGCCAUAAGGGAAGCAUCUCUUCUGAAAGGCCUGAAGCAUGCCAACAUUGUGCUUCUCCAUGACAUCAUCCACACCAAGGAAACCCUGACUCUGGUCUUUGAAUAUGUGCACACAGACCUGUGCCAGUACAUGGAUAAACACCCUGGGGGACUCCAUCCAGACAAUGUGAAGCUCUUCCUGUUCCAGCUGCUGAGAGGCCUGUCCUACAUCCACCAGAGAUACAUCCUUCAUCGUGACCUGAAACCACAAAACCUGCUCAUCAGCGACACUGGAGAGCUCAAACUCGCUGACUUUGGCCUGGCCAGGGCCAAGUCGGUCCCCAGCCAUACCUACUCCAACGAGGUGGUGACCCUGUGGUACCGGCCUCCAGAUGUCCUGCUGGGAUCCACGGACUACUCCACCUGUCUGGACAUGUGGGGAGUGGGCUGUAUUUUCAUUGAGAUGAUCCAAGGAGUGGCUGCCUUUCCUGGGAUGAAGGACAUUCAGGACCAGCUGGAGAGGAUAUUCCUGGUCCUUGGUACUCCAUCUGAGGAUACAUGGCCCGGUGUUAACUCCCUGCCUCAUUUUAAACCAGACCGCUUUACAGUGUACAGCGCCAAGAAGCUCAGACAAGCUUGGAAUAAGUUGGGCUACGUAGACCACGCUGAGGAGUUGGCCUCCAGGUUCCUCCAGUGCUUCCCAAAGAACCGGCUGUCAGCCCAGGCAGCGCUGAACCACGAAUACUUCAGCAACCUUCCUCCACGGCUCUGGGAGCUGCAGGACAUGUCUUCUAUCUUCACCGUACCAAAUGUCAAGCUGCAGACUGAGAGUGGGGACAGCAUACAGGUGUGUGCACGAAGGAACAGUCAUGGAAAGGCAUCCUCUGGCAGCAAACACUGACCUGAGGCAGCAUCCUGCACAUGACUGCCUGACAGGUGGCUGUCUUGAAAAAAAAGAUGAAGACAAAGAUGCUGACAUUGAGGAUCCAGACAAAUGAAAGAGCCCCAGUUCUCUUUAUUUAUUACCUUCACAAUAUGUGUGAGCGUGUGUGUGUGUGCGUGUGUGUGUGUGUGUGUGUGUGUGUGUGUGUGUGUGUGUGUGUGUGUGUGUGUGUGUGUGUGUGUGUGUGUGUGUGUGUGUGUGUGUGUGUGUCUGUGUGUGUGUGUGUGUGUGUGCGCACAUGACAGAGAGUGAGCAUUGAGCAUGUGUGUAUUAUGAACGGUACCUAAGAUUUCAGGCUAUCAUUUGCAAAUUUUGUUUACUUUUUAUAAGGUUCCAAUAACUCCUAUAUCAUUGUCACAGUAUAAACAAAAGGACUUUACUAUUGGUACAUAUGGUGUUUUGUGUUUGUAACUAGCCUCCUAUUUAAGAAUGUAUAUUUGUAUGUAUGAUAUACUCAUCUAGAAACUAUAUAAUGGACAGUUUUAAUAUUGCUUCACCUUCUCACCACUAUACUGCUUUUGCCAAGACACAACACUCAGCAAACACAAAGGAGACACGCACAUGAGCAAAAACACAUCUAUAAAACAGAAAAAGAUCAAAGAAGACAAUGAAUCCUAAAGAGUCAGUUUUCCAUCUUUUUCUAAACAGGUUGAAGUCUGAUUUGUGCAACUGUAGACAAUAAUAAAAAUAAUCAUUUUAAUAAUAAUGAUGAUGGAGGGCUUUCAGGUGAUGUAACACAUCCUCUGGCAGCCAUAUUGGAGGUCCUCAGUUCUUUAAUGCCUGAGAGCAGCUGUUGUUUUAAAUGUACAACUCAGCUGACUCAGCAGUCUCAGCAUGUUUACUUUGCAUCUGCUUUAAAGGUUGAACUUCUUACUAAAUGACUGGUAUAUGUGUUAACUGUUGUAAUUGUCAGGCAACUGUUGCCAUUUUGGCAUCAACAAAUCUCAUGUAAACACUGCGGCACAUAUCUUGUAGGUAGCAGUAAAUAGCAGCUAGUAGUUGUAUAUGAACAUAUUGAUCUUUAUCCGAUAUUCUUCUUUCCCUCCUAAUUUGCCAGCUGAAGAGGGUUGAACACAUGUAAACACGUUUCUUUUACAGCCUUAUUUUGGAAGUUCUGAUCAUCAUUCCCAUCCAUUAUCUGAGCAUUUUAACAAAUGUUGUAAUUAACUGACUGUACUGUAAAACUGUGUGCAGUCACAUGAAAGGUCAAAGGAAUAAGUAGCUUACAGUGGACAUUUUGUUCAACUUUGGGCUUGAUUGAAGUGUAGGUCUGCACCAUGUAUUACUGAGAGUAGGGAGGUGUUCACAUCAAUGACGUACACUUUUUAUGAUUGUCCUUUGCAGUGCUGAAACUAAAAUUGCAUCCAAAUGGUCUUUCCCUCAUUGAAAACCAUUUCAAAAUUUGUAAAACGACAGUUCUGUUUUCUUGAAAUGUGGUUAAAAUUAGCACCACAUUUGGAUGGAAACUUGCAAAAGCUAUUUUUAUUUGUGACAUUAUCACAGCUCAAGGAAAGGUACACUAAUGUGCAUAUGUGCAGGGCCACAAAGUGCAUAAAAACAGAAAGCAUUUUGUCACAUUCACCGGGUUAGCAAUUGGUAUCCACUUCACUGCAACACAUCCACUGGCUAAUUGUGCAUACAUUUGCCAUCAUUUUCACUUCAAAAUUAUAAUGUAGUUUAUACCUGGAUUGAAUUAUUGGUACUCUAGUAUAGUGGUGGUUAUUCUGGAUAUAUAUAUAUAUAUAUAUAUAUAUAUAUAUAUAUAUGGCAUCAAAAUUACAGUUAAUCAAAGGUUAUCAUAAUGCAUGAGAAAGAUGGUGAACACUCCCAAAGUAAAGCCCUGGUUUUAGGAAAAUCCGGAUGAUAAUGAGUCUCCUUUAAUUUUCCAGUGGACCUCCAUGAUGGAACCAGAUCUGGCUAAUAGGAAUCUUGUGUUGCAACUUGAAAAGCCUGUCUGCCACAAAUGAUCUCUGCUGGAGGUGUUGACGGUGUAAACAGAACACAACAGGGACAGCACCAACUGGUGUGCAUAAGAAUAUUGAUGCAAUACAUGAUUGUCAACAUCUGUGUGCCUGAUGAGAACAUAUGCUAGUGUGUGUGAGUGUAUCAAACAUGGGCAAUAGCUAAGCAUUGGUGCUUCCAUCCAUGUAUAUGAGCUAAUGUACAAACGAUAAGACACCAAGACAAUAGGCUGUGCAGCCUGUUGUUCCAGCCCACGACAAUCCUCGUUUCUCUUUAUCUGAUACCAUCAAAAGAUCUGCAAUAUUAUGUCAGAAACGAUGAAAGAUGAUCUGUGUCAAACCUGCAACUUUUUGUUCAAUUCCUGAGUCAAAUGUUGCAACUGAUCUAGAGCUUUAGUUAUCUGACAAAUUAGGCGAGUGUAGGGAUGAAUGAUUUGCAGUGUGUGUGUGUGUGUGUGUGUGUGUGUGCUGCAUGUGUAUUGUAGUUGGUGAAGAACUUUGAUCCGUCCCUAUACCACCAGCAUAUGCUCUCAUAUGCAGAGACCUUACCCAUAUGUGUGCCCCUAAAGAUGAUACAUGUUCUAAUGUUUUGGAAAAUUUUUAUGACACCAUGUCCAACGUCAGCUGUAUAAUCUAGUCUCAUCUGCAAAGAUGUUUAUAAUGGGUUUGGUCUUUUUUUGAUGUUUUGUGUGAAGAUAUCUGAAUAUUACAGCUUAGACGUAUGGUGAUAAUUGUGAAGUACUAUCAAUACAAUGACUUCCUCUUUAUCAGUCAGUUUGGAAAUAACUGAAAUAAUAUUAUUGGCCCUGCACUGUUGUUUAGCCAAAAAAAAAAGACAAGGCUGCAAAUCUGAUGCCAUGGAGAAAUAGAAGCUGUGGAUACUUAUCAUGUCACUCCACGGCCUCAGAAACUCACACAUGCAAACACAUACGCAUAUUAUAGAUGUCUUGCCUGCUGGGAUAAACCUGUCACACCCAUAUAGUCUCGUCAGCUACAGUACAGUAGAACCCUGCAGCCCCUUCAUGUCCCCCUCCAGCUGGAUUUUGCUUUGCAAUGUGUCAUAUUCAAGGAUGGCUUUGGAUUUUUUCAUGUCUGUCUUUAAUACAGCACUUCUGUAAUGUAAUCAUUCCUCUUCUCCAUUCCAGCCAUUAGGUGGUACUUUUAUAACUUGGGUAAAAAGUAAGAAGUAGCAUUCCAUAUCCCAGCUGUAGCUCAUAUGAGUCCUAAUUGAGUAGUUAUAUUCAUACAGGCAAUUAAGUCUAUUCUGAGGAGCUGGUUGAACCAAACCAGAGCUAAAAUGACAUUUGAUAGUUGGGAUGUUCAUGUGUUUCUGGUGCUGAAUGUGUUUACAGGCAGUUGUUUGCUAACAUUUUAGCCAUAAAAUUGAUCACACAUUAAGAUGAUCAAGACUCGUUAUUGACUAGUGUGAAUUUUGCAUACGUGGAAACCAUCAAAAGGCCUUUAGACAUAAUUCUGCUCCAAUGAAGACACAAAAAAGAAUGGCAAACAAAAACAUUAGAUCUGCGUGGAGCAAUUAUACAUAAAAGAAUCAGAAACGUGGUAUUUCCGUCAUGUUUUCUCGAGGGUUUUGCCUCUUUUAGAUUGUGAUAAAUGCACCAAACUGGAGAAUUACUGCCACUAAUUGGUCAUCAUGAUGCACCCAACUCCUGAAAUUCAUGUCAGUAGUGAAGUUUUUCUAAACUGGAUUUUUAAUAUUUGUUCUACAUUUGAAGAAUAGAAAUGAUCUCAUAAUAUUGAAUCUUGACUUGAACUUUGGAAUGCAUUUUUGCAAGGAUCAGCAUCUGUGGAUCUUGCUCCCUGUCCUUUACAGAGGUAGUCACUUGACAAAGGGAUCGUUUGGAGACCAAGUGGUGAGAGGAAAGGUGAUUACAGUGAGCUAUAAUACUUUCACUACACAAAUAGAAUGCAAGUAUUGUGUUAAGAUAGACUUGAAAAUGUGUGAACCCAUCCUUUAAAGAGGAAAACCCAGUGACGAGAAAGAGCUGGAGUCAUGCAGAGCUUUGACAUUUUAUCGAGACUGUGUUCCAAAUCCAGCUUCUUCGACCACAGAGAGAAGUGACUCUGAGGCAAAAUAAGUGAUUAUGGGCUAAACUCUCCCAACAGCGUUUUAAAAUGCACUUUAAAGAAAAAUCAUUUUGCCCUACAUUCCAGCAAGUAUGGUCACUUUAAAGCACUGGCUUUGCCAUUAAUGAUAAAUAUAUGAAUAUAAAUAUCUACCACCGUGCUUUGCCUGAUACAGCGCAAACUGGCCUUCCUCAUAAAUGUAAAUAUUGUCCCCGGUUUUGAACUUUUACCACAGAUUGAGGAGAGCUCGUAAAAAUGCUGUACUUGAAGUUAUCUCGCGGCUUUUCAGUGUCAUCCCUAGGCUGUGAUUGUGCGGCAGAAAAAAGGGGAGGAGAGGCAGUGGGUAAUGCCAGUAAAGCGGCGUGACAGAAGAGGGUUAAUAACAUCGAGCUCUGCUAAGAUUGCCCAGCCUCGUGUGGCUUUAAGGGAUUGCAGGCAGUAUUAGCAGCUGAAUAAUUAUUUUUGGUAUGUUUCGCCUUGUGUGCACACUUUCAGUGUGGCACAUAUUGCUUCUUUCACCCCCCCAACACUCUUCUGUGGAGUUUGGCAGCCUGCAGUCUUGUAUAAAACUUAUAUUUUUGAGUCCUGUGUGGGCUGAGUUCAAACUUUGUUCAAACAUGAAUGUUCUUCAUAUAUUUCAUAUACAGUCCAGUGACGGAAAGAUUCAGUGGAGUUGCACAUUUAGCACUGUGACAGAAAAAAAGAGAAAUCAGCAGAAACAUCAAAGGUGGAAAAUGAUGAGGUGAUGACAAACCUUCUAUGAAGUCAAAUAGUGAUGCUUCCACUAUGUUUGUAUACAGGGUUGUCCCCGUAAUGCUAUUAAAGAGAGCUCAUAUAUGAAUAUGCAUAUAUGAUGAAUAUAAAUAUGAGGUAUCUAUUUUUGGCAUUCUUCAUCAUGUGGAUAUAAGUGGUAUGAGUAGGAAAAGCCUCUAGGUUGGAUCCAACAUGCAUCCUCGCUGUGCUCAAUGAGUCUGUGUUUGCUACUUUUUUUCAAUGAAGCUUCUCUCGUGGUUUGGUUUUCUUUUUGUACGCUGCACUGAAAAUACAUCAUUUUCACAAGUGGUUUGGAAAACAGAAGUGUCACCAGUCACUUCAUCAAGUGAAAUAAUAUAUUAUACAGUAGAAUAGCCCUUGCAUUAUUUGUUACGACCUCUAUGUAAUGUUAUUAUGGAAGAUGUAAUGUCCUUCUGUAAAUGUUGUUUAAUGUUGUUUUACCUGAAAUAAAAUUUAUUAAUGCUUCA
Messenger RNA from Amphiprion ocellaris (clown anemonefish), 7176 nucleotides. It is a transcript of the gene cdk14, whose product is annotated as cyclin-dependent kinase 14. Gene Ontology annotation, molecular function: ATP binding; cyclin-dependent protein serine/threonine kinase activity; cyclin binding. The transcript is spliced from 15 exons. NCBI's taxonomy places the organism in Eukaryota, Metazoa, Chordata, Actinopteri, Pomacentridae. The record is from RefSeq and is a predicted model, not a curated record. Gene Ontology annotation, biological process: protein phosphorylation. Gene Ontology annotation, cellular component: cytosol; cytoplasm; nucleus. The coding region runs from base 435 to 1847 and encodes 470 amino acids.